Messenger RNA from Prinia subflava (tawny-flanked prinia), 1009 nucleotides. RefSeq names its product proteasome 20S subunit beta 6 (gene PSMB6). The record is from RefSeq and is a predicted model, not a curated record. The transcript has 7 exons. Gene Ontology annotation, molecular function: threonine-type endopeptidase activity. Lineage: Eukaryota; Metazoa; Chordata; Aves; Passeriformes; Cisticolidae. Gene Ontology annotation, cellular component: proteasome core complex. The coding region runs from base 35 to 940 and encodes 301 amino acids.
AGCGGCUUUGAGGAAUUCCUGCGCAGAUCCCAGGAUGACGUUUGCUCUGCCGGUCCGUGCACAGGAACGCCCCCACCAGGGUCCUCCCGUCCGACAUGCGGAUGCGGAGGCUGCGGUUGAGCAGCGCCUCCAGGCGCUGCCGCCCCCGGGGGGGCCCCGCGACCCCCGGCCCGGGCUCCUGGGGGGGCACCGGGGAUGGCCCUUGCGGCGGUGGCGCUGCCGUAAAGCGCGGGCGAAGAUGGCGGCGGUGACGGUGUGGGAGCCGCGGGCCGGGCCGGGCCCUGCCGGGCCGCACCGGGAAUGGACGGCGGAGCCCGUCAGCACCGGCACCACCAUCAUGGCCGUGGAGUUCGAUGGAGGCGUCGUCAUCGGGGCCGACUCCCGGACCACUACCGGGUCCUACAUUGCCAACCGUGUGACAGACAAGCUGACCCCUGUCCACGACCGCAUCUUUUGCUGCCGCUCGGGCUCGGCGGCCGACACGCAGGCGGUGGCCGACGCCGUGGCCUACCAGCUGGCCUUCCACAGCGUGGAGCUGGAGGAGCCGCCGCGGGUGCGCACGGCCGCCCGCCUCUUCCAGCAGAGCUGCUACCGGUACCGUGAGGAGCUCAGCGCCGGCAUCAUUGUAGCUGGCUGGGACCCGCGGCGGGGGGGACAGGUGUACGUGGUGCCGAUGGGAGGGCUCCUCCUGCGCCAGCCCUUCGCUGUGGGAGGCUCAGGCAGCUCCUACAUCUACGGAUUCCUGGACGCCACAUUCCAGCCCGGCAUGAGCCGCUCCCAGUGCCAGGAAUUCGUUGCCCGUGCACUGGCCCUGGCCAUGGUGCGAGACGGCUCCAGCGGCGGCGUCAUCAGGCUGGCAGCCAUCACAGAGGACGGUGUGGAGCGGACAGUCCUGGCCGGCUCCGACCUGCCCUGGGGCGAUGGUGGCCCCCCUGUCUGAGGGACUCCCCUCGCAGGAACCCCAAAUUCGGUGGGGGAGACAAUAAAUGGCUCCGCUGCCUCUGCUGGA